Messenger RNA from Schizosaccharomyces japonicus yFS275, 1011 nucleotides. RefSeq names its product mRNA processing protein. The coding region runs from base 1 to 1011 and encodes 336 amino acids. Lineage: Eukaryota; Fungi; Ascomycota; Schizosaccharomycetes; Schizosaccharomycetales; Schizosaccharomycetaceae. The transcript has 2 exons. The record is from RefSeq and is a predicted model, not a curated record.
AUGCUGUCGGAACACUUGGUUAAUGUGGGUCGCAUAAAUGUCUUUCUUCCUCCAAAAGUCUUGGAGAACGGGUGGAAUCCAAGGAAAGCCGCGGACUUGCCAUUCGAAUUGCCCAUAGAUGUACCGGAGCAGACGCCAGUCAGCGUUGCCGAAAGGCCUGACUGCACAAUGCUGACGCUGCCGUGCUCAUUGCUACAGGGUGAAAGAUCGGAAGGUUUCAUACCCUUGGAAGCUGAUGAGCUAAACGAGAGUUUACCGACAACUAUAAUCUGUAGGAAAUGCAAUUCUAAAUUGGCUACAGUGUCUUCUUGGAAAAACUUACCUGCUUCAAAUUGGCAAGAAUUUAUUGAUUGCUGGGCGUGUCAUACGGAGACGCCAGCUGUUGUUUCGGCAAAUCCUUUUCUUCCUACAUUUGCUCCUGCUAGUGUUUGCUUCGCACUUUUGUGGUCUACAUAUGCUAAUAUUAAAAAGGUGAAUCCUCUUAAACUCGAAGAUGAAAUGCCGUUUGCUAAUGGAAUUGUGAAGAACAAAAUUGCUCUUUGUUAUAAUUGCGGUGAAGAAGUUGGUGGUAUUGAAGAAAAUGAUCCGCCGGCAAGUAUUCGUGUCCAUAAGUUUGCUAUUAAACUGCUUAACCUGAACUAUCCUCCCCUUGUUAUAUUUUCGUCAACGUUAUUAUCCUUACGGAAACAAUACUCCGUGCAUAAAUUUGUUAUUUUAUCCGGAGAUAAAAAGCUUUGGGUAUGGUGUAUGACACCGUACCUCAACAUUUCAUUAUUUAAACCGUGUUCUGCUCUAUCUUCUUCGACCAAACUACCCGUGAUGAAACUUAUGUUCCGCAGAGAGGCGAAAGAUCUUCACUUUGAGGGAGAUGAUUGGAUGGAUAUCGUGCUGCCUAAACCAUUAUUUUGCUUAUUGCAAGAAACACUGAAGGUAACAAAUAAACUUUAUCCUGCUUCUGCAAGAAAGAUAGGACCAUGGCGUGUGGGUUUAGUUCCUCUGCAUAAGGAAUAG